Messenger RNA from Cololabis saira (Pacific saury), 3441 nucleotides. It is a transcript of the gene oxtra, whose product is annotated as oxytocin receptor a. NCBI's taxonomy places the organism in Eukaryota, Metazoa, Chordata, Actinopteri, Beloniformes, Belonidae. Gene Ontology annotation, biological process: G protein-coupled receptor signaling pathway; maternal process involved in parturition; female pregnancy. The transcript has 2 exons. Gene Ontology annotation, cellular component: membrane. The record is from RefSeq and is a predicted model, not a curated record. The coding region runs from base 529 to 1710 and encodes 393 amino acids. Gene Ontology annotation, molecular function: vasopressin receptor activity; peptide binding; oxytocin receptor activity.
AUGUAGGAGCUUUCACUUUCGGCAGCUUUUAUUUUUCAUUCCCCAUUGUAGAAUUUAGAUUUUGACUUUGAAAGCACGCGUAGCCCACAUGUUUUUUCUUAACCACAGCUCAUUGAGGUGCUGUUGUUUUGAUUUUUGGUCUUACCUGUGGCCAUUGAGCUGUAUUACUAUAUUUUAGAAACAUAUUUUUCCUUUUUUUUUUCUUCUAAUUUUUAUGUCCACACUGUUUUCUCCUGCAGAUUGCCGUGAUACUUUUUUCUCUCAUAUUUUUCCAAGGCGUUUCUGCUGUUGAAGCAGAAAUAUUUGCCUCUCUCAAACACACUCUGCAUUUAGAAAGAAUGAGUGACGUCAAAGAAUCCGUGAUUCCCUUCUUAGAUGAGCUGUGAAACAUGAAACAAGCCUGGUUAUAGGCUAUUAGAGCCUUUUGUCUACCUUCAGAGGUAGACUCCAGCACUCACCGCCCCCCAGGCGCUUGAACCGCGGUGUGACUGCGCGACCCUGACGCAUCUGCAGGACCAGGCUGCGGCAAUGGAAAGUAUUUUGAAUGAGAGUGAGAUCUGGCAAUUCAAUGAACCCUGGAGAAACUCAAGUCUGGUGAACGGAACUGGUAGUCUGAAUAAGACAAACCCUCUGAAGCGGAACGAGGAGGUGGCAAAGGUGGAGGUGGCCGUGCUGGCUCUGGUUCUGUUCCUGGCGCUGGCCGGGAACCUGUGCGUCCUGCUGGCCAUCCACACCACCAAACACAGCCAGUCCCGUAUGUAUUACUUCAUGAAGCAUCUGAGCAUCGCCGAUCUAGUUGUGGCGAUUUUUCAAGUUCUCCCUCAACUUAUCUGGGACAUCACAUUUCGAUUUUACGGACCAGACGCGCUGUGCAGGUUGGUGAAAUACUUGCAGGUCGUCGGGAUGUUCGCCUCCACUUACAUGCUGGUGUUGAUGUCCGUAGACCGGUGUUUGGCCAUUUGUCAGCCUCUCCGUUCUCUGCACAGGAGAAGAGACAGAUUUUAUGUUAUAGUUUCCUGGAUGUUGAGCCUGCUUUUUAGCAUCCCGCAGAUCUUCAUCUUCUCCCUGAGGGAGGUGGGCUCGGCCGGGUCGGGAGUGUACGACUGCUGGGGCGACUUCGUGAAGCCCUGGGGAGCAAAGGCUUAUAUCACAUGGAUGAGCCUCACGAUCUAUAUAAUCCCAGUGGCCAUACUGAGCAUUUGUUACGGGAUGAUUAGCUUUAAAAUAUGGCAAAAUUUCAAACUGAAAACCAAACGGGAACAGUGCAUAAGCCUGACGCCGAAAACGUCCAAAAGCAACACGCUGGCCCGAGUGAGCAGCGUGAGGCUCAUCUCCAAGGCAAAGAUCACCACCGUCAAGAUGACUUUUGUGAUUGUUGUGGCAUAUAUCGUGUGUUGGACCCCUUUUUUCUCUGUCCAGAUGUGGUCUGCGUGGGAUCAAGCAGCACCUCGUGAAGCCAUGCCCUUCAUUAUCUCCAUGUUGCUGGCGAGCCUCAACAGCUGCUGUAACCCCUGGAUCUACAUGUGUUUUGCCGGGCAUCUCUUUCACGACCUGAGGCAGAACUUUCUGUGCUGCUCCACAGGCUACCUCAAGUCGUCCCAGUGCCGCUGCGAACGUGACUUCGACUCCAGUCACAAGAGCAACUCCUCGACGUUUGCCAUUAAGAGCACUAGCAGUCAGAGGAGCAUCACACAGACUUCUGCCACAUAAGUACCCCCCAACCAACACCUCCCCCCCAAUCUCCCCACACAUUUUCACAUUUUGGGCCAAUCCCAAUACACCCCCUACUUUCUACCACUAGCCCUCCCUCACUACCACUACCCCUAAAAAAGAAGCCACAGAUUUUAGGGCACUUGAAAUCUUCCCAGGGCCCUGUCCCAAUACUCCCCCUACCCCUACUUUCAGCACCACCCCUAAAAUCAGGAAGCUGAGAGCCAAAAGCUGUUUUAAUUUCAGCUGUAGCGCUGUUAAUAUGCCACUUUAAGUUUUAAUAUUUUUUCAGGCGUAAAAGUAACCGUUAAGAUCCCCAACCUGGGCUCAGUUUAUCCAAAUAACGCCUGUUAAGAAAUUUCAUCUGAUGUUUUCGGCGAUGAUAAGAGCAGCCGGUCCGGGGCGCAGCAGCAGCAGCAGCAGCAGCAGCAGCAGCAGCAGCAGCAGCAGCAGCAGCAGUUCACGUACAGACGUGAUCGCCAGGUCAACCUGCGCCGUCGUCCCGGGAGAAACCUGCAGCUCUGUGGAGAAUUACAGCUGGCUGAAAUAAAUCAUUUAGGAAGAUAAAUGUUGGUUUAAUAGAUGAAAUCUAACAGUUGUAGCUACGCCUGUUAAGAAAUUUGCUCAGAAAAUUUUGGGAUUUCUGCCUGCCUGCCGGCUCGGGAGCUGAUUUAUGGUUCCGCGUUAAAUCGACGCAGAGCCUACGGCGUAGGGUACGGCGUAGGGUACGGCGUACGGAGCGUGUCGCCGCGUAACCUACGCCGUAGGCUCUGCGUUGGUGUAACGCGGAACCAUAAAUCAGCCUUUAUUCUGGCGAGGUUUGAAAAAGACUUCGCAACAACGGGCAAACGAGUGAUUAUGUACAUUCACUGAGUGAAUAUUAUGAAAGUAAAAUAUAUAUUUCUCACUAGAAAUGUAAUCAAAACGCAUUUUUAUGCAGAAACUAACUCGCAAUAUUGAUUUUAUUCACUAAAAAUUAAGAAAUGUCCGCCAUGUUUUUCUUUUUUGAUUCAGUCCGCAAAUGACGACGAAAAGCAUUCUGGGAAAUUUAUCUGGCCCUAGUUCAGCUAGUGCACAUCCGAAAUCCCUCCAUCCGUAGGGACAAAUUCAUAGCCACUACACUCGUUUUCUCCACUACCCAUAGGUGAAAAGAGGAAUUGGGACACCACUACCCUCACGGGAACGCGCAAAAUGUAGGGGUAGGGAUGAACAGUAGGGGUAGGGGGAGUAUUGGGACAGGGCCUUUCAGUCACAUUUUCUAGCCGUCCAAUUUCUUCAAAUACCUUCAAAGCCCCGGACAAGGAAAACGAGAGGUCAUGGUGCUUUGAUUUCAGCCACAGUUUGCAGGUAAAAUAUAAGAUAUUCACGGACUAACUUCAGCAAAUAAAAUUAUCCUGUCUUUGUGUGAUUGUUUUUAGAUUGUAUUAUGUUUAGUGUGCAACAAAAAUCCAUUAAAAUAGAAUAUCUAAGAAGUUUAAAGAACUUUCAACUGCAUUAUUGAUCCCUUUUUGUCCUCACCAUAGCGUAUGGAUUCUAUUUGUCUGUGUUACGACAGAACUGUUCUUCUGUUAUAAAUACUUUGUACCCUGUUGUUCAUAUCGUUACUUGAUAACACAAAUGUAAACUGUUUCCUCAGAUUUUAUUAUAUGUGCGAAAUCAUGACUGUCACUAGUAAAAAACUAAAGUCAAUUAUAAAUGGUUCAGAACAAAUAAAGAAUGAAAACCCUUGCA